UGCAGCUCAAGCGCAGUUAACAGACACCAGCGCAGGAGUGGAGGCUGGAUUUGCACAGCUGGGAGUUAGCAAUCGAAAGAAAAUCUCCUUCGCUAUUUCAUUUUCCUGUCACUCAAGAUUAAAACCGAACACAGCGGAACACCGUUGUAAACAACAGAAGCCACAAAGAUAAUGAAUAGUUUACUCUUAGUAAGUUAAAAAAAAAAAAAAAAAAAGAGACCCGCAGUACAUAUUUCUACAUUUUUUUCCUUUGGUCUGUGUUUGCAUGUUCUUCCUCCUGCAAUGUCUGGAUCUCUGUGCAAAAGUUUAUAUGGAUUCUCUGGAGAACAGCAUCAGCAUGGGUUGAGGUUCGAGGCUGGGGAAGUUAUUAAAGUUUUGCAAGUGGCUGACGGCGGCUGGUGGGAAGGAGAAAGGGAUGGAGUCCGGGGAUGGUUCCCAGCAAGUUACGUCCAAAUCUUAGAGAAGCCGCUAUCAGUUAGCCCCCUGCCUGGAGAUGAGCCAGGAAACAGCCCUCUUCCUGAGGGAUGGCAAUGUUACAUGUCACCACAAGGGUGCCGGUACUACGUUAACACAUUCACCAAAGAAACUACCUGGGAACGACCAACCAACUCCCCUGGUACUCCAAAGAGCCCUCUGCCACAGAAGAAUUCCAUACCUGCAGUUAAUGGCUACCACACAUCGGGAAGUCCAUUACACCAGCCAGAUCAGCCUCACCCAUCACUGAGAAAACCAAGCAGUGAUCUACAGAGCCCAGGGUCGAUGUCACCCUCAAAAAAACAGAUCAAAGAAACCACUCUCACUGUAAAUUGUGUGACAUUUCCCCAUCCAAGCACCAUGCCUGAACAGGAGCUACUGAAACCUGGCGAGUGGAGCUAUUGCGACUACUUUUGGGAUGAUAAGAAGGAUCCCCAGGGUAACACCUCAGUGUCAGGGUUUGAGAUUCUUCUUCAGAAACAGCUAAAGGGCAAACAGAUGCAAAAAGAAAUUGCAGAAUUCAUCCGGGAAAGGAUAAAAAUUGAAGAGGAGUAUGCAAAGAGUCUUUCAAAGCUUUCUCAGAUUUCUUUAGCAGCACAGGAAGAAGGGUUCCAAUGGCUGUGCAGGACACCUGUGAAGAGAGCACUUGUGAGUGAGUGCAAGCCUGGCACGCUGGGAGAAGCUUGGGCUCAGCUGAAGAAAAGCUUGGCGGAUGAGGCGGAAGUUCAUCUUAAAUUCUCCUCGAAGCUGCAAAGUGAAGUGGAGAAACCUCUUCUUACAUUCCGAGACAACUUUAAAAAAGAUAUGAAAAAAUUCGACCACCAUAUCACUGACCUUCGAAAACAGCUAUCCAGUCGCUACGCUGCAGUAGAAAAGGCACGGAAAGCACUGACAGAAAGACAGAAAGACCUGGAGAUGAAAACCCAGCAGCUGGAGAUUAAACUGAGCAACAAAACAGAGGAAGACAUCAAGAAGGCCAGGAGGAAAUCCACGCAAGCAGGUGAUGAACUCAUGCGCUGUGUGGAUCUCUAUAACCAGGCCCAGUCCAAGUGGUUUGAAGAGAUGGUGACGACAACUUUGGAGCUGGAGAGAUUGGAGGUGGAACGGGUAGAGAUGAUACGGCAGCACCUUUGUCAGUACACACAGUUGAGACAUGAAACCGACAUGUUCAACCAAAGUACUGUGGAGACGGUGGAUCAGCUGCUUCAGAAGGUUGAACCUGCCAAGGAUCGGGAACUCUGGGUGAAAGAGCACAAGACUGGGGUCAUCCGGCCAGUGGACAUGGACAUAUAGAUGAGCUUCCCAGUUUUACUUAUUUUGGUCGGUUUAGUGAAAUCAGAUUUUAUAUAUAUAUAUAUAUAUAUAUAUAUAUAUAUAUAGCUUGAGCUGAUAUGGUAACAGACUGGUAUAGCAACUUGGCUUUUCAGAGGUAACCAAUACACAAGAGAUACUGUAACACUUUUUAGCUUAAUGAUCAUUAUAAAAACUGCAGCGGGACUUUGAGCUUUCAUAUUUUUACAAAAAGAAAAAACAUACCCUAUUACAGAACCGAAGCCAAAUGUAUACCACCUAACAGGAAUAGAUUAAACCAGUAACACUUACAUAGAUCAUAUACACAUUUAAACAAUAUAUGUGUUUUCACAGCUUGGUUUUACAUUUAUUAAUAUACUUGAAUGUGGCAGAUUAAAAUGCAAUAUAGAAUAUUAAUGUAAAUAUGCUUGUCUUUAUUCACUUCUUGUGAAUAUUUGUCUAUGGAGAUGAACUGCAGGAACCAAUACUGUUCAAAUGGAUAGCCUUUUAAAUUAAUUCAAGAGAUUACAGCUAAAUAAGCCUAGUGACUUCUUCUAAAAAUAAUGCGUUUUAGGUAUCCAAAUUACUUUGAGGUGCAAAUAUUGACACCUACUAUUAAUUUCAAUGAAAUUCUGCUGAGUUGCACACAAUAUACUCAAGUUUCUUAAUCCUCAACCCAGACUCUCCAGUUCAAAAUCCUAUCUGGAAUUACUGGAAAACUAGUAACAGGACAUCCAGACAACUACACGAUUCACUAAGUAUCUAAAACCACAGAGUGGCAAUGCUUAUAGUGAUUAAAUAUGUAAAUUUUUUUAGGUAAAUUGGUAAAAAAAAAAAAAUAUAUAUAUAUAUAUAUAUAUAUAUAUAUAUAUAUAUAUAUAUAUAUAUAUAUAUAUUCAUUUAGCUGGUUUCACAGAUCCUGAUUAGCACUAAUCUUGAACUACCUUACUAAAGUUAAAGUAAAGUAGUUACAGAGUAGUGCUUAUUUCCAUCCAUAACUAUAACAAAUCCAGUAGUGCUAAGAUAAGAAAUAUUAAAAGAAACUAAGUAAAUUCAAUAACAAACGUUUCGACUGGAAGUCUUUUUCAAUGACGGUUAGUUACCUGUAGGUAUAGUUAGGUUGCCAGUACUUUUGAAGUACAGGGAUUAGACACCUGCCAGAACAUUAUCAAUAGGGUAGAGUUAAAACAGCUAGGGAAGCACAGUUGUGUCAAGCAUGCUGGAUAUUUGAAUUGUUCUGAAAUGAUAAUUGACCAUUCAUGAAUGAUUUACUGUCUCAAUCAGGAUUCAGUCAGGAAAUGAUCAGCAUUGCAUAAAAUAAGCAUCUGUUCCUCUGAAUCUGUGCAUUACCCGUCCUCUAUCAAAGUCAGGAUGUGCCGACUUGCAACAGGGAGAUGCAGCUUUUAUAUGUAGAAAAAUAAAUAUCAGGGAUGUCAUUUGAAUAAAACAUGAAUCAGUCAACAGUGUGUGCUACAUAUGGCAUGUUUUUCCAUUUUGUUUGUACACUGGUACAACAGUUGAGAGCCCAGUUCAGUUAGUAAGCAUGAGGUUUGGGUGGGGUAAAACAGGCUACAAUACCCCAAGUAGUUCAGAAUGUAUUCAAUUAUCCCAAUACUUAUUGGUGGUGGGGUAUAUCCCAUUGGUCUAUGUACUUACUUUUUAAAACGUUUUUUUAAGUCUUGGCAGGGCAACUGCAUGUAUCCCCCAUAGACAAACAAAAAAUACUGUGUAGGGUGCUGUACAAUACAAACAGACAUACUAACCUGGAGUGGGCUUCUGGCCAGACUUUCUGUGGUAGGAAUCAACUUGUAUCUUACACAGCAUGCUACCAUAUAUAUAUGGCUGUGUCACCUACAUAUCAGGAUCUACUAUAUAUUCUAUACAUUAUACAUAUCUGGACAGCCCCAGGAAGGUGUUACAGUCUGUUUGCAUCAUACAGUAUAAUAACUAGUUCUUACACUAAUGCCAUUUUGAACUUCCACACUUAAGGGCAACAACUGCUAUAAUUGACUUUACCAGUCUGUAACAACUUGUUUGCACAAUGAUGAGUUACAGAGCAAAUUUGUAUUCGGUGCCUUUUGUGUAAAACAGAAAACAGGAAAGUUACCCAGUUUACCCGACUCCUUGUUUACUUUCACUUAUACUCCAUGUCUGUUCACUGUCAAGGUGGAAGAGCUUUUCCUUUGUAUGCUAAGCAUGUAUAUAAUUAUAAAAUACAAAAAAUCAAAAACCAGAAUGCUUUUGCAGUGACUGACUGCAGCAACAAUUCCUAAUGCUCGGUACAUUCCAAAGUGUUGGUGUUAAAAGUGAUUGCAGCUUACAAAAUAAUUCUGUAACAUUUCUUUUUUUACCUCGUGUGAGAACCAGAUGUUUUAAAAAGGAAAAUAUUUGUUUCAAAACUGGGCAUUUGAGACCCAACUAGUGAACGGAAGUGCACUAUAGGUAAGAAUGCUGAAUGUGUUUUGUUAGCUGCAACCCUUUUAAAUGGAACGAAUGGGUUAGGCACUUUAGGUUAGAGGACUUGUUUAUACUGUAUGGGUUAGAUAAAUGUAUAAACAGUCAACCUGCUCUUUGUAAGGAAUUCUGAUACACAUUGCUUCGUAUAAGCACCUUUGAAAUUGUAAGAACUCUGUGCCAUUUUAUGCAUUUGUAUUUCUAAAUUACAGUAUUUGUUGAUAACAAUUGUGCUACACAUUUCAGUCAUCAAGUUAUGUACAAGUACCAGAUCAACAGAUUACACUAUGAAGCAUUUCUGUAGCCUUUUUUUAAAACAAAUUUCGACAAUUGUAUUUACUGAAACGAGUGACAACCACCCAAUCAUUUUAAAAAGUCAUUUCAGGAUAUGUAAAUAUUUAUGCAGAGCUGCUGCAUUCUGGUACCUUCGCUGUUGGUCACUUGGUCUCACUGCAGCUAGGCCAUUGCCAUGAAUUUGAACUUUUUUAUUUGAAGUAUAACAAACAAGCAAGGCUAUUUAACACAAGAAGACAGGGGGAUUACAAUGGGGGUUGUGCAAAUAAGAAAACACUGUGGUUAACAGCACUCCUUUAAGCAAGAUACCCAAAUGAAUUACAUUAGUCCCUGUAGUGUCAUGCUUUAAAAGCAAGGUAAAAUAAAGAGCUAAUAGGCUUUGUAGCUCCCAAUGAUUCCAACAGCGGUAUUCCAAGACCAUUUCGUCAAUAGAAUUAUAAUAAUCCAAAGAAAAAGGGCUCAUAUCCCUUUGUACACAGACUCGUAUGAGCAUUUAAUAGCCAUUGCAGAAGUCUAAAGACAUUGAAUGAAAAAAAACCAUUACGACCAUCAUCACCAACCAUUCCUGUAGAUCAUGUACAUAGCUGAAAAGGAUUUUGUGAAUAUUGCCGUUGUCUUGAUGGUAUACUGUAUCUUGCUACCCUUUAUCGGAGUAGCAACUAUGUGGAAAAUGUGAGGUUUGGUAUUUCAAAGUACAGUCUUGAAAGAUUUGAUAUUUUAUAUAUACUGUAUAUAUAUAUAUAUACCGUAUAUUAUAUGUGACAUGGUUUUAAAUAAUAACUAUAUUUAAAAUGACGUAUUAAUCUCAAGCAUCAUGUUUCACCAGUUCAACUGAUAUUAAAUAAACAGGAUUUAUUUUUUAUUAUCUUAAUUAUUAGCAUUGUUUAUGUUUUAAUAUAUAGCUAUCAGCACAUACUUUUCUUUUCCAGGUCUUGCUUUUUAGUAAAAUCCAUUUAUGUAUUCUGUAAUUAAACAUAUCUUGUUUUUUUAAUACUGGAACAAUAUGUGCAGACCUAAUUGUAGAGUAUAUUUUCAUAUUUAUUAUACAGUCAAACAAUAGCUUUGAAUGCCAAUGAGAUUUUAUAUACAUCCCAGCCAUUUUCAGUAAUAUAAGAUAAGGUAACAAAGUAUUUCAAUGAAACGAGACAGUCUUUCAGACAGUCCAUACAUAAUACAAUGUGCUAUGCUGAAUUAUUCCAGCAGGUGGCAGAGUUGUUACAUAAAAACGGAUACUGCGCUCAGACUGCUUUACAUCUGCCUCAAGCCAAAUUCCAAUUUUUAAUAAUUUAUUAUAAAUCUCUUUAUUCCUUUUUUGUAUGGUGCUCAGUAAUUUCUCCUCCACGAUUCUGUUACAGUUUUGUGUAGUAAUAUUUAUAUACCCUUCCACUACUGGACAACAAUGAAAAUGAGUUCUAGCUAAUUUGGCUUUUUAUUCUUGGUAACUAAAUGAACCAAAGGCUAACACAAGUCAAGAGAUAUUUUUUUUGUAUCAUUUGUUUCACAAUGUAUCCCUCCUUUUGAUCAUAGUGCUGGGAUGAACAUUACUUACUGUGUUUGAAUAUUCUUUGAAAAUGUAAACAAAUAUUUAAAGAUGAUUUAAUCUCGAGAGUAAAAUAAACCCGGGUCCCCGUGAAAUUACAUGUUUUAUUUUGUAAUGUAUUUUAUUAUUUUUUUGAUACUGUCAUUAUUAAAUUCUUUUAUAUGACCAAAUAUGAACAUUUCUGCCACCAAAUACUUUUCAAGGAGUGUUUGUUUGGAUAUUAGAAUAUUUGUCCAGUACAAGUUAUUGACCUCUUAGGUGUAGAUUGAAGGACUGAAAGGCAGAUAUAUCCACCGCAUGUUAUCCUGACACAGAUGAGGUGAAAAAUACAGUAAGAGUUUUACUUAUCCAUAGAAUACUGAGGUUUGAAGUUUGGUUUUUACAGCUGCUGUCAGUGUGCAUUUCAUUAUGAUGAGUGAAUUCAGAUUACAGGUCAUUUGGGUGAGCGAGAGUCGACCAUUUUUUGAUAUUUUGAAUAGGGCCCUAAAAAUUUACUGACAUGCCUUUUCCAGUUGGUAUCCGGAGUUUGAUCUAUCGUUAGGAAAGCUUAAAUUCAUAUGCUAUAUAUAUUAAACAUUAUACAUGUAGUAAGAAUGCAGCUGGCAUCCAUUUUGUAUACAUUAUUUUUUGCUUUAUAUUACAUGUAGGUUAAAUCACAAUUAACAGGACCGAUUUGGAUGCCAAAAAUAAUGGGCAUCAAGAAGAUAAUAUAUUUUAUUUUAGCAGCUGUUAGCAACUGGGAAUUUCUAUAUAGUCAUUGUGUACCUGCUGAAGAAUAACGUUUACUGGUAGUUCUGAGCUCAGCAUCAAGGUUCAACUAACAAUGUAUUUUCCAAAAUACUUAUUUUUGUACAACGACUAACAAGCAAAAACCUUUCCUUACCUCUGCUUGGUUCUCCACUGAUGUAAAACUAACAGUUGUUUUCAGCUUUCUAUUCACAUUGAUUUUUUUACAUAGUUAGCCUAAGUAUUACUGUGUAAAUGUGUUCAGCCAGUAAGAAUUACUGUUUCAUAAAUUGUAUUAAUACCUAAAUAUUGUGUGUAAGUGUAAUAUGGUAAACUUGUUCUGUUAAAAGUAUGUAACUAAAUCGUUUUAAAAGAUUGUAAAUGUUGAUGAUAUAUACUGUAGAUGCUAUACAAUGAAUGUUUGGCAUUAAUAUAAAAUAUGUUGAUUAAAUCAUG
Messenger RNA from Acipenser ruthenus (sterlet), 7234 nucleotides. RefSeq names its product growth arrest-specific protein 7-like. Gene Ontology annotation, biological process: neuron projection morphogenesis; actin filament polymerization. NCBI's taxonomy places the organism in Eukaryota, Metazoa, Chordata, Actinopteri, Acipenseriformes, Acipenseridae. Bases 283 to 1767 code for a protein of 494 amino acids. Gene Ontology annotation, molecular function: actin filament binding. Gene Ontology annotation, cellular component: cytoplasm; actin filament; plasma membrane. The record is from RefSeq and is a predicted model, not a curated record. The transcript is spliced from 15 exons.